AUGCAGCCUACAAAAAGUUGGGUAAGCGCAACCCCACGCUCCACUUCAACCGGGGCAUGGCCGCAAAAUACGUCGAGGAUUACGACCUGGCAUCAAGAUCCUUGGCCACGGCGCACGAGCCUGGACCUAAGAGCUGUGGGGGGGGGGUGCUUUUGGUCCCAUGGCCACUGCCAUCAGCACCGGUAG
Symbiodinium sp. CCMP2456 is the source of this 186-nucleotide messenger RNA. NCBI's taxonomy places the organism in Eukaryota, Dinophyceae, Suessiales, Symbiodiniaceae. The record is from the annotation of a GenBank genome assembly.